Messenger RNA from Selaginella moellendorffii, 3653 nucleotides. RefSeq lists its product as uncharacterized. The record is from RefSeq and is a predicted model, not a curated record. Lineage: Eukaryota; Viridiplantae; Streptophyta; Lycopodiopsida; Selaginellales; Selaginellaceae. The transcript has 4 exons. The coding region runs from base 531 to 2984 and encodes 817 amino acids.
AGGUAUCUAGCUAGAACUUUCAAAGUUUAUGACAUGCCGUCCUCUUGUGGCACGAGUCGCUGUUCUUCCCCAUGCCUUGCUUCUCUGGACUGCAUCUCCUCGCCAAAAAGGAUCGCCAAUGGGUGGACUCGGUGGAUCCAGGAGCAAAGCUCGCAAGUUGCUCCUGGUUUAUGAAUUGGGUUCCUGGAAGGAGUCCUGGGCGACGUACACGGCAGGCAGGCAGGCAGGCAGGCAUUUGCUUUCACGGUACUCGCUCUCACUCAUGAUGCUGGGCUUGAUCUUCCUUCAGUGAGAGCAGGGGCUAAAGGUGUGUGUGGUCAGAUCAGCUACCCGGUGAUUUGCAGAAGAAGAAGCUCCAUCUGCAGUCUUCGAUGGUGAUGGUGAGGGGGCUCUUGUUUCUUGGCUGACGAGUUUCUCGGUUUCCAUCUCCUCGAUUAAAGCUAAAGCUAUACAGUGUUGGAGGUAUGCAGUGAUCUUCCGCCGCGCCGGUGUCUUGGUCGUCGUCCUUGUGGGUGGCUCAUGCUCCGGGAAUGCGCAUUCGAAGGCAGCAGCAGCAGCAGCAGCAGCAGCGGAUGGAGAGCUUGAGUGCUACUGUUCUUCCUGCAACUCUGCUGCAAGAGAGAGACUCAAAGUCGUCGUGCUCGGAGGCCAUCCCUGGCAGUUUGUCCAGAUCCAGGAGGUCGACCAACUGGCUGGACAAGCUCCGGGCCUCGAAGGGGUUCUCGCCGGAGCCCAAAGUCGAGAUUGAGGAGUUUGUGAGGAGCCUCCAUGGGAAUUCUUCCGGAGAUUCCAAGAGCAGCGGCGUCACAGCGACCGCUCCUUUGCGCUCAUCGGCUGGGAAUGUAGUCGACUGCAAUGCCGCCAGCGGCAGCGGCAGCGGCACCACCUCAGAGGAGAAGCUUUGUGCUGUGGAAGACAAGGUUGGAUUUCCAGCAGGGGAUUGCAAGGUGGAGGAUGACAGACGUGGUGAAGCAGAGGUUGCUGUAGUGGGUACAAUGGAUUUGGUACAAUUUGAGCAGUGUGAUUCUUUUGACCCGGACGGUUCGAAGGCCAAGCCCAGCAGCAGCAGUGGCCAGUGCAUGAAGCUGUCGAAUUCUUCCGAAGGGCUCUCGCAAGUUUGUCCAAGUGAAGGCUCUUCGCCGGAGGAGAACGGGAAAGGCAAGUCUUUAAGCCCGGGAAUCAGUAAUGCAGAUAAUGGUAACGCCAUUGCUCCGGCCAAAGCUUGUGGGGACUACGACGUCUACGCGUUUGGAUUGCCUCGGGAAGACUUCGAGCCGUCCCAAGGGUGUGUGACGACGGUGAAGCAGCAGCAGCGGCAGCAGCAGCGCAAGAGGAAGCAGCAGAGGCCGAGGAGCUGCCCGAAAACAAGCACCUUUUCUCCCGGGCAGGAGGUAACUGGACCUUUACUGCAACGAAGGAACUUGGAGCUCCUGCGGCUGGGGAGCUACUAUGUGCAGGAGAGGGGGAGUCCAGAGUCAGAGAAGGCGAAUCCCGUGUGCCGGACUCAACUGGCAUUGCGGCAAGAGUAUCUGACUGCGACACCGUUGAAUUGCAGUGAUGAGAAGAAGAGAAGUUGCGCGAGCUUGACAACCAGCUGCAUGGAGAAGAUGCGCGCCUUCAGCCUGCGGAGCCAGUCCUCUACAGAGUCGGACGGAAACGGGAGCGAUAGUACGUCCGACUCGUUGACCCUUCGCAGGCGAGGGAUGAAGCAGUCAAAGGAUCUACAGGGUGCUAUUUGCUCCAAGAGGAGAAAGUUGUAUGCUGCUGGAGCUCCUGUUACUCCAUUCCAGGUGGAGCGAACAUUGUCUUUGCAGAAAGAUGACCACUUGCAGGCACGGAGGAGGACACCGCAAACGAAUGGCUUUUUCGAUAUUGCUUCGUCCAUGCUUAGAGCACCACUCGGUGUCUCGAAAACUUUGCCUCCUCCUGACGAUCCUCCCGACCACCCGGCGAGCCAACCGAAGGACACACUCGCCUCCUCAGUCUACCAGGUAUUCAUGAAGGCUGGCAAGAACGGCUUGACAACACGGGAGGCCGUCUCCAAGAUCAUCGAGGAAAAGCUUCCGGGGCUCGGGGAAUGCAGCGUGGUGGCGAGGGUGGAAGUGGGGAAGAUCGUGCGCACGUCUCCUUACUUCAUGGAGCUGGAGGAAUCAAGGUUUGUACUGUGCAGUGCAAUAACCGGCAUAGAAGACAAAGCAAGCAACAAAGGCCCAGGGGCGGAAAAGGUAAAGGAACAGGUGUACGAGCUCCAGAACUGGGCCGCUCUUGCAGUUAGACGGGCGCGGACAGGCAAAACGAGAAGGAAACCAAUCCGUGACAGGAGUGGUCUGGCAGUGUCAGUAGUGGGAAAACCAGGUAGCGAGGAGAAUAGUAAAGCAGCAGCACCAGCAACAGCACUCCAGCAGAAGCAGCCCCAGCAGCAUCAGCAGCAGCAGCAGCAGCAGCGUGAACAGGAACCGCCCCGGAAGCGACGACUGAAGUCUGUACAACAGGAUAGUACAGGUCUCGGGAACCGCUGCAACCGGUCUGAUGGCAAAGGCUGGCAUUGCCCGCUGCUAGCACAGGUCGGGUACUUGCUUUGCGACCACCAUCUGGACAGGUUGCGAGCAAAGUCAGGCUCCAAGGCGAGGAGGCCCAACAAAAACCGAGCCGAGAAGCGGGCCAACAACAACACCACCACCAAGAACAGUGCUGGAAACCACGCCACCGCCGCCACCAACAGAAAUAGCAACAAAGGCAACAACAACGUCACCACCACCAACACUGGUAGGGGUAAGCAGGGAAAGGCUAGUCACAGGAAUGGAUUUAAAGCUCCGGCGCCGCCGCCGACGACGAAUCCAAGUGGGAGGGAGGCGUGGGGGUCUCGCCAGUCUUUGGGUGUAGCGAGAGUAGGACGGGGUAGCGAGAAGCGGCAGAAGAAGGCCGAGGAGCUGCAGGACGAGUCCGGUGGAGAGGAGGUGACGACGUUUGGGUUGAGGUUCUAGAUAGGAGGAACAGGAGGAGUGGCAAUCCCAAUCUCAAUCCCAGCGGUGAUGAGAUUGAUGAUCACUGAAGAAGAGCCGGGGUGCUUGGAUCAUAAAAGGUGGAACUUGGAAGAAGAGUGGUGGUGGUGGAGGAGAAGAGCGAAGAGGAGGUGACAGACGUUGGGGUUGAGAUUCUAGACAGGAACAGGGAGCGGAUCGCUUGGUCCAUCAAAGUUGGAACAUGGAAGAACAGUGGUGGAGGAGAAGAGCGAACGUUUGGGUUGAGGUUCUAGAUAGGAACAGGAGGAGGAGGAUUUGGUGGCGAUCCCAAUCUCAAUCCCAGCGUUUGAUGAUCGCUGAUGGAGAACUUGGAAGAACAGUGGUGGAGGAGACGAGAGCAAAAGACGCUGGCGGCGAUGAUGAGGUGGUAAUAACCCACGCACUUUGAUUGGAGAGAUUUUUUGGAGAAUGGUAAGUUAGGUGGAGGGGAACAUUGAUUGAUUUGAUUUGAUUUGAUGGAAGCGGCGCACAACAGUGGCAGUGGCAGCGGCAGCAUCGCAAUUGGUUUGUUGCAGCGGCGACGCAAAAAAGAGGAGAAGAACAAAAAAAAAGAAAAGAAAAAGAGAGCCAAAAGCGACGAUCGAUCAAAGUUUGUACAGGAAAGAACCAUUCAUUCUUUUAAAGAAGGGG